Messenger RNA from Topomyia yanbarensis, 2397 nucleotides. RefSeq lists its product as uncharacterized. The record is from RefSeq and is a predicted model, not a curated record. NCBI's taxonomy places the organism in Eukaryota, Metazoa, Arthropoda, Insecta, Diptera, Culicidae. Bases 1 to 2397 code for a protein of 798 amino acids. The transcript has a single exon. Gene Ontology annotation, molecular function: nucleic acid binding. Gene Ontology annotation, biological process: DNA integration.
AUGUGGGUACAAGAUAUUUGGCGAACGGGUUGCCAAUGGGACGAUCUUAUAGACGACGUGUCCUACCAGAAAUGGAUUCGUUGGUCGCAAUUGCUAUCGAGCAUUGAACGGUUUAAAGUUCCGCGAUCCUAUUUCGGCGCAGCAAAGGCAAGCGAAAUUGAGGAUAUGCAGCUUCAUAUCUUCACAGAUGCUAGUGAGACAGCUUACGGUUGUGUGGCGUAUUUGCGAGCAGUAAUCAGAGGUGAAGUUAAGUGCGCUUUGGUGAUGAGCCGCUCGAAAGUGGCCCCACUAAAGCAAGUAUCGAUCCCACGGUUGAAACUUCUAGGUGCAGUUUUAGGAGCGCGUUUAGUACGAACGGUGCACGAAAGUCAUAGCUUCCAAAUUAACAAACAGUUUAUUUGGACCGAUUCGCAGACAGUGCUGUCUUGGAUCCGGUCCGAUCAACGCAGAUACAAGCAAUUUGUUGGGUUCAGAAUUGGAGAGAUCCUGAGCCUAACGAAACUCACAGAAUGGUUUUGGGUACCAACGAAGUUGAAUGUAGCUGAUCAGUUAACCAAAUGGAGUAAAGACUUCGAUCUUCUCUCAGACAGUACAUGGGUUAACAGUCCAAGGUUUUUGUACCACGCAGUGGAAGAUUGGCCAAUGAAGAACUUGCCACCAGCAAAUACGACAGAAGAGCUACGGGUCCAUCUACUUCUGCAAGACGUAGUUGUACCGGAAAGUUUCAUCGACUUCCGUCGAUUUUCCAAGUGGACCGUGCUUGUCCGAACCAUGGCUACGGUGCAUCGAUUCGCGACGAAUUGUCGGAAAAAGUCCGAGGGAUUGCCGAUUGAAACGCUGAAAGCAACGCCAAAUCAGAGAAAGUUGAUGGUCACAUGUGCAAUUCCAUCAAGGCGUGUACCAUUACAGCAGGAGGAAUAUCAGAAAGCAGAACGAGCACUAUUGAAGAUAGCACAGCUAGAUGCUUACAGGGACGAGUUGGCGGUUUUGCUGCGCAACAAGGAGCGGCCAAUCAGCGAGUGGCUGACUAUCGAAAAAUCAAGUGUGCUAUACAGGCUGACUCCUCUGAUCGAAGAAGAUGGGCUGAUUCGCAUGGAAGGGCGCGCGGCGAAUGCGGAGUUCCUCCCCUUUGACUUGCGAUUUCCAAUCAUCGUACCGGAUGAUCAUCCGAUUGCGAAGUUGAUAGUGCAACACUAUCAUGAAAGGUUUGGCCACAUGUAUAGGGAAACAGUUAAGAACGAGUUGAAGCAGCGGUUUCACAUACCAAAAGUCAAUGUAGUAUUACGGAAAGUGUCAACGUCAUGUCAAUGGUGCAGGGUGCGCCGCAGUCGUCCGCAAGCUCCACGGAUGGCACCAUUGCCGGUACAAAGGUUGACUCCAAAUAUUCGACCAUUCAGCCAUGUUGGAGUCGACUAUCUGGGUCCAUUCGAGGUAACGGUCGGUCGCAGAAAGGAAAAGCGGUGGGUCGUAUUGUUCACCUGUAUGGUAGUUAGAGCCGUGCAUGUAGAAGUGGCGCAUAGUUUGACGACGCAGUCAUGCUUGAUGGCGAUUCGACGGUUUGUGUGUCGUAGAGGACCUCCCAGCGAAUUCUUCUCGGAUAACGGCACGAAUUUGCGAGGAGCGAGUAAAGAAGUCAUUAGCAUGAUGCAAACCAUUGGACUGGAUUGUGCCGACGAAUUCACGAAUGCGAGAACUAAAUGGACGUUUAAUCCACCCGCCACACCGCAUAUGGGUGGUGUGUGGGAGCGGCUUGUUCGGUUAAUCAAGGACGCACUGGAGGCGUUGAACGACGGUCGGCGAGUGACUGACGAAAUUUUGCAGACGUCCAUUAUUGAAGCGGAAGAGAUGGUGAAUUCUCGUCCACUCAUCUAUAAUUCAGAGCAGUCACUGGAAGCAGACGCACUAACUCCAAACAAUUUCUUGCGGGGCGUUUCUCCAAAUGAACCACAUGCAACCCCACCUCCAGUAAAUGCAGCAGAAGCCUUGCGGGAUUCCUACAAACGGUCCCAACAAAUUGCAGACGAGAUGUGGAAGAGGUGGGUUAAGGAAUACGUACCGUCAGUGAAUCAAAGAACGAAGUGGUUUGAGGAGUCAAAGCCAUUGAAAACAGGGGAUUUGGUUUACGUUGUUGAGGGGGCAAACCGGAAGUCAUGGGUUCGAGGGAUAGUUGAGCAGCCAAUAGUCUCCGGAGAUGGAAGAACACGUCAGGCUUGGAUACGCACCAAGAGCGGUGUAUUCAAACGCGCGGCAGUAAACUUAGCGGUGUUGGAGAUUAAUGGUGGUAACGCUGGACCAGAAUCUUGCGCUGGACCAGGAUUACGGGCCGGGGAAUUGUUCGGAACAACAACCGUGGCAACACUGCCGGCGAUCGGUGCGAGAAAUGUGCUACAUGGGUGA